Molecule: messenger RNA, 1883 nt
Organism: Limulus polyphemus (Atlantic horseshoe crab)
Lineage: Eukaryota; Metazoa; Arthropoda; Merostomata; Xiphosura; Limulidae
Product: methylosome subunit pICln-like
Exons: 6
Coding region: 118-660 (180 amino acids)
Biological process (GO): chloride transport; cell volume homeostasis; spliceosomal snRNP assembly
Cellular component (GO): spliceosomal complex; plasma membrane; cytosol
Source: RefSeq, a predicted model, not a curated record
CUAGGGGAAGUUUGUGUCAGAUUCAUAACAUAAACAUACUCAAAUUGAACGUGCUCUAGCUGUAAGAUCAAGGAGUAGUUUCUGAGGUUUUAAAAAGGCUAUUAAUUUAAGGAAGCAAUGGUUGUUCUUGCAUCAUUUCAACCUCCAACAGAAGGAAUUCGACAUCAAGAGCCAAAUACAAUAGCACGUGUUAAGUCUAGAGAUCUAGGGAAAGGAACUCUUUAUAUAGCAGAAAGUCAACUUACAUGGGUUGGAGAGAGUGGUCAAGGAUUCUCUCUAAAAUAUCCAACUAUUUCAUUGCAUGCUGUGUCUCGAGACUUGAAUUCCUUUCCAUCUGAAUGUUUAUAUUUGAUGACUGAUGCUGAUUUAGAAAGUAAUGAUACAAUUGAAGAGCAGAAUGGAGAGAAUGAGGAGCCAGAGGAUAGCAAAAUAUUAGAAAUUCGUUUUAUACCUGAAAACACUGAAACAUUGGAUUCAAUGUUUAAAGCAAUGAUGGACUGUCAAGCUUUAUAUCCAGAUCCUGAUGAUUCAUCAUCCGAAGAUGAAGAAGGAUGUUUUGAUGAUGCAGAAGAAGAUUCUGGAGCAGAAUAUGAUGUGGCAGCAGCAGAGAGACAUCGUAGUCAGAGUGAUGCUUCACAUGAAAACUCUCACAUUAGUUAGUCGUCUGUUCUUCUUUUUUUUUUUUUGCAGAAAUUUAAUAUAGCUUUAUUCACUGAAUAAAUACCUCAUUUUUCUUAUCCAUGUGGUGUAUAUUUUUAACUUUAGAUAUCAUAAUAAUUACUUGAAAGAUAGUAAGAACAUACAUACGUACAGUAACUGUUUGACACUUUAAAUAAGUCAUUGAGAAAAUUUUAGUUUCAAUAUUAAAAGUAGAAAAUAUCUUUGUAUCAAAGACAUUCAAUAAAAAUUACUGUUCAAUUGGAAUUAGAUUUUUGUGACAAAAUUAUUCAAACACUUUUAUGCUAUAUAUGAUGUUGUAGGUCACUUCACCAUAAGGCAAAGUUAUUAAACUUAAAGAUCUGUAUUAUGCUAUUAAAAUUCAUAAAUACUACUGUGAGUGCAAACAUUCAGUUUCUACAGUCCUAAAGAAGUACAUUUACAUGUGUUUCUGGUAACUGUAUUACCGGGUCUGGUUAAAAAGAAACUUUUAAUGUAUACUUACUUCGCCAAGAGCCCCCCAGUGGCACAGCAGUAUGCUAGAAAUGCUAGAAACCAGGUUUCGAUACACGUGGCGGGCAGAGCACAGAUAGCCCUUGUGUAGCUUUGUGCAUAAUUAAAAACAAAAAACAAACAAACUUCGCCAAGAAUCUUCACAAAUGAAUUUGUCAGAAUUGGAGCAAUUUUGCCAGGAAGAAUGGACAACAAUUACACAAUCCCAUUGUGCAAAGUUGGUAGAGACCUAUCCAAAAAGACUCACAGCAGUAAUUGCUGCCGAAGGUACUUCCACCAAAUAUUAACUUGGAGGGCUGAAUACCUAUGCAAUCAGCAAAUUUUGAUUUAUAUAUUUUCUUUGCAAGUUUUGCUAACAUUCAACCUCAUUCACACAUAACAAUGUUAAGUUUGAGCACUAGAGUUCUGAAUAAAAACAAGCUAGUUUAAAGAAUUGUUUACAUGAUUUGUAUUUCAUCAAAUGUGACAUUAUUGGUAGGGGUGAAUACUUUUGCAAGGCACUGUAGGUAGAUUUUAUAACUUUCUAUAAAGGUUCAUCAUAUUGAAUAUCAUUUAAUUAUUGGUAUAGUAAUAUAGAUGACUAUAAUUUGGAGAAAUUUAUCUCAUUUCUUUCUAUAAUGCUUAUAGCACUGAAAAAAUUUCUAUGUAUGAGCUGUUUUAAACGUCGUUAAUAAUAAAUGGCACAUCAAACAUUUAAUAUUGGUAGAAAUGUA